Messenger RNA from Theobroma umbraticum, 2787 nucleotides. RefSeq names its product two-component response regulator-like APRR3. Gene Ontology annotation, biological process: cytokinin-activated signaling pathway; phosphorelay signal transduction system. Gene Ontology annotation, molecular function: protein binding. Lineage: Eukaryota; Viridiplantae; Streptophyta; Magnoliopsida; Malvales; Malvaceae. The record is from RefSeq and is a predicted model, not a curated record.
UUUUUUUUUUCUGUUUUCUUUUUAGCUCUCCCAUUUUAUUUUUAUUCUUUUGCCAGUCAAGCUUUUAUCUUUGACAAAUUUAAUAUUAAAAAAAAGAAAAAAAGGUUUUGUAAUGAAAAAAAAAAGGGAAAACUCCACUACCUGGUUUAUAUUGAAGACCGUUUUUGAUGAUAAAAAACUAGAUUAAAGUAGAAGCAAUCUGGUUUUUCUUGCAUGAGAGCUUCUAAUGGCUGCUUGCUGUUCCAUGGACAAGCUAUAAAGUACCAGUGAACGAUGAUGGUUUUGAGGAUAGGUGGGAAACAGUAUGUGUCAUGAGCAACAAGAAGCAGGGAACGGAGUCGUGAGUGAGGGGCAAGGUUUGGGUUCAUCUGAGGAAGAUGAGUUAAGGGUUGUUGAGAGAACUGUAAAUGUAAGCAAUGGGCCCUUGGGAGCAAUUGAGGCACGUGAUGGGUCGCAAAUACCUCAGCAACAACCUCAAGGUUCCAUGAUAUGUUGGGAGAGGUUCCUCCCUAUUCGGUCCCUCAAAGUUCUCCUUGUGGAAAAUGAUGACUCAACACGCCAUGUUGUGAGUGCAUUACUACGGAAUUGCAGUUAUGAAGUUAUGGCCGUUGCAAAUGGUCUUCAAGCGUGGAAAGUCCUAGAAGAUCUGACGAACCACAUUGAUAUUGUCCUGACAGAAGUGGUCAUGCCUGUUUUAUCAGGAAUUGGUCUUUUAUACAAGAUUAUGAACCACAAAACUUUCAAGAACAUCCCUGUGAUAAUGAUGUCAUCUCAUGAUUCUAUCAGCCUAGUCUUUAAAUGUUUGUCAAAGGGUGCAGUUGAUUUUUUAGUAAAACCUAUUCGGAAGAAUGAACUUAAAAAUCUCUGGCAGCAUGUUUGGAGGAGAUGCCACAGUUCUAGCGGCAGUGGGAGUGAAAGUGGAACACAGUCAAAAAAGUCUAUUAAGUCAAAAAGUAAUGAUGAGUCUGAGAAUUAUGCUGGCAGCAGUGAUGAGCAUGAUAACGAGAGUGAUGAUCUGAUUAUCCGUGAUGGAAGCGAAAAUGGGAGUGGCACUCAGGGUUCAUGGACAAAAAGGGCAGCUGAAGCUGAGAGCUCUCAGCCAACGUCAUCCUCAAAUCAAUUGCCUGAUGCUCCUGAUAGCACUUGUGCUCAGGUGGUCCAUGUAAAGCCUGAAAAAUGUAGGACUCAGUGGGUACGUGUUACCAAGACAAAAGAACGCCAAAAACAGCAUCAAUUAGUUGAGGGCAAGGACGUGGAACUAAGAGUUAAAAGAAAUCCAGAACUGCAAUGUGGACAUCAACAUGAAAAUCUACCUACUCAUCAGGAAAGCAUAAAGCAGAAUGGAUUGCCUGAAGCAGAAUGCAAGCAAUUUGACAGCAGACAGUUGGAGCACCAGAAUGAGAACAUAACUGAAGUCAAAGAUGGAACAUGCCAUGGCUCUGGAGAAACACCAUCACUUGAACUGACUCUUAAGAGGCUACAAGGAGCAGCAGAUAGUCGAAUCGCUGCAAAUGAUGAGCAUAAUGUUUUGAGACAUUCUGAUUCGUCAGCUUUCUCAAAAUACAGUACUGCAUCCUCUGCUAAUCAGGCUCCCACAAGAAAUGUAGGAAGCUGUUCUCCACUUGAUAAUAGUUCUAUUACAAUGAAGACAGAAACAGUGCGCACUUUUCCAUCUCAAUCAAAUGGGAUUCUUUUGAAUCAGCCAUCAAUUGGAAGCAGCAACAAAAAUGAUGUUAUCACCGCUGCUAAACGUGCCAGCUCAAAACCAGAAGCUUUGAAUGACAAGUGCGGGGCCAUGUCAGCAUUUAAACACUUUCACUCAUCUUCCUACCAACCAACGCCGAAUGGUCAUAUUUGUUCAUCACAAGACGUGUUAACUGAGAAGGCAGAUGAUACUGGAUUUAAAACUGCACAUUCACAAUCGAGAAGUUCAAAUCAGGUGUUUCAUGUGCAGCACCAAUGUCAUCUCCACCAAGUUGGGAAAGAGCAGCAUCAGUUGCAGCCAGACCAUGAUACCUCACUGAAGAUUAUGGCAGUAACUGCUUCACAAUGUGGAUCAUUCAAUGUGUUUGAAGGGCCCUCUGAAUGUAAUAUUAUAACCUAUAGUGUAAAUGGGAGUGUCUCGGGGAGUAACUAUGGCAGCAAUGGACCUAAUAGGAGCAGCACUGCUUUAAAUGCUGAACAGGCAAUCAUGGAAAGUGAAAAUGGGGCAGCUGGUGCAAUGAGUGGGAGAAGCAGCGGUAGUGGAGCAGAUGGAGAUAGGGUUGCACAGAGAGUCGCUGCCUUGACCAAAUUUCGUCAGAAAAGGAAAGAAAGAUGUUUUGAGAAGCGGGUCAGAUACCAGAGCAGGAAAAAGCUGGCAGAACAACGACCUCGUGUCAAGGGACAGUUUGUGCGGCGGCUAGUGUCUGAUUCUGAUGGAGGAAAAGAUUGUUUGAGUAAUGGCCUUGCAUCUGAAGAAAAUUCUUCGGAUAGUGUAAGAUGACACAGGCAGGGUUGCAGAUUGCUAACUUGACCCUUUUCCCUGAUAAUGCAUAUAAAUAUUUGUAAAUGAGACGAGCACUGGCAGUGUGUUUAGGGAAGGAAUACGUUCCAUAUGGACUGAUGGGUUUUUUCUCUCUUCCUUCGAUGAGGGGCUAAUACUAUACUGCAGGAAAACAAACAAUAGAAUUUUAGAACUUAUAUGAAUAGUUUGAACUGUCUGUUGUCAUUGUAAACUAUGAUGAAUUGCUGCAUGGAGACUGAUCUUGAAUGGGAUAAUUUCCUAUUAUUCUUCAUGGAACUAAA